AUGGUGUGGGUAGAGCUUCGCUGCUUGUAUUUUAUUAAAUCGACUUGGAACACAUCAUACCUGAGACCAUUUUAUCAAAGGAGAGACCAGCUGCUAUACUCACUUCAGUUACAAACCUCAACAGCCAUGACGUUUGGUGCUGUCAUCCGACCUGGAGUUAUCAGGCCUUUGUCUGUUGUCAAAAUUAGUCCCAUUUCACGGGUUUGCUAUCACAAUAUCCCACAAUCUAGUUCUACAAACGGAACUCCUCCCAUCUACUUUGCUCCCUCAUUCCCUGAUGAUUUUGCAUCAUCGUCUUUCGUCCUGGACGGGCGAAAGAAAGCAAACGAAGCCCAUAAAUGGGAUGAAAAGCAAGCUACUUUGAGUGAGGCUGCGGUUAAGGCUGAUCGAGGUGACAUUAAGGUGAACGAACAGCCUCAAACCAAGACUUCAACGAUGGAAAAUAGGGAGCCCGAAUUGGAUGAAAUGUAA
Penicillium concentricum is the source of this 471-nucleotide messenger RNA. RefSeq lists its product as uncharacterized. NCBI's taxonomy places the organism in Eukaryota, Fungi, Ascomycota, Eurotiomycetes, Eurotiales, Aspergillaceae. The record is from RefSeq and is a predicted model, not a curated record. Bases 1 to 471 code for a protein of 156 amino acids. The transcript is spliced from 3 exons.